AGGGUGAGGAGUUGAAAGCGCCGUCCAACACGUGAGGCUCAUGUGACGGAGGAGAGGCAGUUUCUCUCUCAGGGAGAGAGAGAGACGUGCCUGCAGUCACAGGGUUUAUUUAACACGUAGUCACCAACCCACCCAGCUCUCACACAUCGCGCGGGGCGUGGAGCUUUCCUCGGCAUACUAACGAGCCCCGACCUUAGGGUGACAGCACUCUAGACCGCGACCAGCUUCAGCGUGCAGCAGGAUCACACAGGAGGAAGCGUGCUACUUCUUCUUCUUUUUUUGUUAUUCUUUACUUUUUUUCGCCCUCUGCCUUCCUUUUUUUUUGUUGUUUUAAGGAGCGAGCGCUUUUCAGGUUAUUUUUUCGCCCGUCAAUAAAGCGACAUGGAGCGGAUUACAAGUGCGCAACCACCUCCUUAUGUUCCGAAACACGCAUCAAUGGACAUACCUGACAUGAGCCGACUAGAAUAUCCUAUUUAUAUGUGCAAAAGCAGGAGGGGUGUGAAGGGCAGAGAUGAAUGCAAGGAGACUUACAAGUUGCCACACAGACUGAUCGAAAAGAAACGACGGGACAGAAUAAAUGAAUGCAUUGCCCAGUUGAAGGACCUGUUGCCAGAACAUCUUAAGCUUACAACGCUGGGUCAUCUGGAGAAAGCCGUGGUGCUGGAACUCACACUGAAGCAUGUGAAAACUCUGAGCGCCGUCCUGGAGCAACAACAGCAGAAAAUAAUGGCGCUCCAGAAAGACCUGCAGAUCGGUGAUAAUGUAGGAGAUGGUGUUGAGACCAGUGAGGAGAUGUUCCGCUCUGGCUUUCACCUCUGUGCCAGAGAAGUCCUCCAUUACAUGGCGAGUCAAGAGACCACCAGGGAUCUGACCCCCUCACACGUCAUCAGUCACAUCCAGAAGGUGGCGGCUGAAGUUCUCCACAACGGAAGCAGCCCUCAACCCGACAGGUCCUCCCCCCGAGAGUCUGAUGAGGCAAAGAGGCCAGUUGGGCAGCCGUCGGCGUCAUCCGAGGCCCCGGCUAGGAACUGCGUCCCGGUCAUCCAACGGACUUUCCACCACGGGACGGGGGAGCAGAGUGGCAGCGAUACGGACACUGACAGCGGCUACGGGGGAGAACACGACAAGCCUAAAGCCCAGUGGUCGGAAAACGAGAGGGAGGGCGAGGCAAAGCCUCCCGCGUCUGAGCGGAUGGUCGGUGUCGUCAAGCAGGAAGGCGACCAGCCCCGGGCAAAGAGGUUAAGAGUGGACUCGGAGGAUGAGAUGCUCUCCUUUCACCCAGCGGGAGCUCCUGGCAGUUAUGUAAACCUCUCCCCCAACCAGCCCCCUUUUUGCCUCCCCUUCUACCUCAUCCCCCCAUCGACGGCAGCCGCGGCAUACCUCCCGAUGCUGGAAAAAUGCUGGUACCCUGGCAGCAUGCCCAUCAUGUACCCGGGCCUGGCUGGUCCCACAUCAGGCCUGCCCUCAGAGCCGUUGCCCUCAUCUCUGUUGAUGUCUCCGAGGGCAGGGUCUCCGGUGGCCCACCGCAUCCCAAUGGAUUCUCCCACUCUCCACAAAGCUUUAAGGCAGGUCUCUCCUUUGAACUUGGAAGCCAAAGACUGAACAGAUGGUUCACCUAUCAGCUUUGGCCCACUGAAUGUUGAACCAGAGGGUACAGUGUUGACCCUCCUUGGUAACUUGGCCCCUCAGAGCAGGACCCUUUAAGGUCAACACUGUCAGACAUUGACCCUCGGACUAUUUUUGAGGCUCAUAUUAAAGACUCUGUACAACCCCUUCAACACUGUGAAGUCGGUCAUCUUAAAGAGCGCACAAGAGAUUUCAAAGGUUUAUACUUUUUUUGACUCCAGAAGUGAUGAAUGUCAGAGGAAACCCCAGAAUGUACCCUAUAUUCCUCCUUUUAUUUCUUGUCCCAAAUCAAUUUGGACCUGUGUUGUUGUUCCCCACCCCUGUAAUGAAUGUAAGGAUGUAUAAAGAAGAAAAUAAUAAUAAAAUCUCCUGUGAAUGCUGCUGUA
Gambusia affinis (western mosquitofish) is the source of this 2012-nucleotide messenger RNA. Its product is annotated as class E basic helix-loop-helix protein 40-like. Gene Ontology annotation, cellular component: nucleus. The record is from RefSeq and is a predicted model, not a curated record. The transcript has 5 exons. Gene Ontology annotation, molecular function: DNA-binding transcription factor activity, RNA polymerase II-specific; RNA polymerase II cis-regulatory region sequence-specific DNA binding; protein dimerization activity. Bases 382 to 1602 code for a protein of 406 amino acids. Gene Ontology annotation, biological process: anterior/posterior pattern specification; circadian regulation of gene expression; regulation of transcription by RNA polymerase II. NCBI's taxonomy places the organism in Eukaryota, Metazoa, Chordata, Actinopteri, Cyprinodontiformes, Poeciliidae.